Molecule: messenger RNA, 1486 nt
Organism: Tigriopus californicus
Lineage: Eukaryota; Metazoa; Arthropoda; Copepoda; Harpacticoida; Harpacticidae
Exons: 5
Coding region: 141-1238 (365 amino acids)
Biological process (GO): glycolytic process; gluconeogenesis
Cellular component (GO): cytosol
Molecular function (GO): zinc ion binding; fructose-bisphosphate aldolase activity
Source: RefSeq, a predicted model, not a curated record
UGCUCUGUAUGCAGUGUGUUCUGCCUGUGCAUUACCCUUGCCAGAUUGCUAACUAAAUACACUCCUCUCAAACAUCAGCCAUUGUCUGCUGUGAACUGAAUCAAUCCACUUCUUUGAACUCCUCAGCUUUAACUUGAAACAUGGGUCUCCAAGGUAUCGUUCCUCCCGGUGUCGUCACGGGCGACAAUCUUUUGAAGCUCUUCGAGUACUGCCGGGACAAUAAGGUGGCUCUGCCCGCCUUUAAUUGCACAUCGUCAUCUACCAUCAAUGCGGUUUUGCAGGCCGCUCGUGACAUCAAUUCGCCAGUCAUCAUUCAAUUUUCCAAUGGUGGAGCCGCUUUCAUGGCCGGCAAAGGCAUCAAGAAUGACGGCCAAAAGGCUGCCAUUUUGGGCGCCAUUGCCGGGGCUCAACACGUGCGAUUGAUGGCCAAGCAUUACGGUGUGCCCGUGGUUCUCCACUCUGAUCAUUGCGCCAAGAAACUUUUGCCGUGGUUCGAUGGCAUGUUGGAAGCUGAUGAGGAGUACUUCAAGGCCAACGGCGAGCCCUUGUUCUCCAGCCACAUGUUGGACUUGUCCGAGGAGAAGGACGAAGAGAACAUCGAAACUUGUGUCAAAUACUUUUCUCGCAUGGCUGCCAUCAAGCAAUGGCUAGAAAUGGAGAUUGGCAUCACUGGAGGUGAAGAAGAUGGUGUGGACAACACUGGAGUCAAAGCCGACGACCUUUACACGAAGCCUGAACAGGUUUGGAACGUGCACAAGGCCUUGAGCGCCAUCAGCCCCAUGUUCUCGAUUGCCGCUGCUUUCGGCAACGUGCAUGGAGUGUACAAAUCCGGUAAUGUGGUGUUGAGCCCCAAGCUCUUGGCUGGUCACCAGGAACACAUCAAGGAACAAUUGAACUCGCCCCUGGACAAACCCACCUUCCUCGUCAUGCACGGGGGUUCGGGCUCCACCAAGGAGGAGAUCGAGACCGCCGUGUCCAAUGGUGUCAUCAAGAUGAACGUGGACACCGACACUCAAUGGGCCUACUGGGUCGGACUCAAGGAAUUCUAUGACAAGAACAAGGAUUACUUGCAAGGCCAAGUGGGCAACCCUGAAGGCGAGGACAAGCCAAACAAGAAGUUCUACGAUCCGCGUGUUUGGGUCAGGGCUGCCGAGGAAGGCAUGAUGAAGCGGUGCGCGGAAUCGUUCAAGUUCUUGAAUGCCAAUGGAUCCUUGGGAUCAGAUUGGAAUCCUCAAUAAAUGCUUGGGAUGGGUAUCAGUCAGCUUGAGCACCCCUGGUUCAACUCCUAGCUUGGCCACGCUUGAGAGGUCUGGAGCUUUUCCUCCUCUUCAUCUAGUCCUCGAACUUUAACUUUAAGAAAGUAACUACUCACUGCGAUUGGUUUUAGAGCCAUGUUCGUGCAUGAAAUUGUGAACAUCUAUGUUCCCAUGUGUUAAAUUAUUGAGACGUCUAUCAAAUGGAUUCCAUAAAUGCCCAACGAUUUGCA